This is a messenger RNA of Megalobrama amblycephala (Wuchang bream), 2227 nucleotides long. RefSeq names its product gastrula zinc finger protein XlCGF57.1. Gene Ontology annotation, biological process: regulation of transcription by RNA polymerase II. The record is from RefSeq and is a predicted model, not a curated record. Lineage: Eukaryota; Metazoa; Chordata; Actinopteri; Cypriniformes; Xenocyprididae. The transcript is spliced from 2 exons. Gene Ontology annotation, molecular function: DNA-binding transcription factor activity, RNA polymerase II-specific; RNA polymerase II cis-regulatory region sequence-specific DNA binding. The coding region runs from base 129 to 1769 and encodes 546 amino acids.
AAAAUCACAAAGAAGCAUCAAAAUAAACAGAGAGGCUGUAGUUUUCCUCCAGUCCUGAGGGGGCAGCGGUGUGUCCGGCGGCGCUCGCGGCGGUUCUCAGGUCACUGCAGCUCCUUGUAUUUGUUGAAAUGGCGAAGUUUGGCGAUUUGAAAGCUUUUCUUGAAUCUUCAUUAAAUGAAAUCUUCCGUGUGACUGUCAGUGACAUCCUGGAUUCAGUGCAACAAACUGUCAGCGAAUAUCAGCGGAAAAUCCAGAGAAUUGAGACCGAAAACGAUGAUCUGAGAAAACGACUUUGUGCAAAAGAGAAAAGGACAAAUCACAUCAAAACAGAAGAUGAAGAUUGUGUUUUUCAGCUUGACUUUUCAAGAAAGAAUUUCAGCCAAGAUCUGUUUUCAUUUGCUCACACGAGUGAAUAUAAUGAUCAAACUAAGAUCGCUGGAGAUUUACGGAGCAGCCGUGUGAAACCACAAACCCCAGAUGUCAAAUCAAACCAGUUAAGCAAGGAUUGUGCAACAACAACAGAUUUAUUUGUAAAGGCCGACCCAGACACUGAGGACGGAUGUGCCGUAGACCUCUCAAAUCCUCACGCUUCUCCUAAAUACACCGAUAAAGAAAUCAAAACGGAGAAUACAGAGGAGAACUGUGGCUCUGAACGCCAAAAUAUAUUUAAACGCCCUUUAGAGCCGGAGAUCAACUCCAGUGACUGUGAUGUGAAAGUGACGGUGGUGUCGGACAGACACCUUUAUCCUGCUGGUGACGAGGAGGACGUCCGGGAGUCACCGGAGGUCAGUCUCAUCUCUGAUGAAGAGUCAAAUCCAGACGGACUGUCUGACGAAGGAUUUUCUGGAGCGUUUCACGUGACGGAGUCUCCGCCGAUCCCACAGGAGCCGAAACCGGAUUAUUACUGUAGUCAGUGUAACAAGAGCUUCAAGCAUGAAGCGUCGCUCAACAUUCAUCUGAAAUCUCACAGUUCGGAGAAGACGCAUCUCUGCGGUCAGUGCGGGAAGGGUUUUGACCGAGCCGACCUCUUGAAGAACCACCAGCGCACGCACACCGGAGAACGACCCUUCGUCUGUAACCUCUGCGGGAAGAGCUACGGCCACCAAGGCCAGCUGCGGAUCCACCGGAGGAUCCACACGGGAGAGCGGCCGUACUGCUGUCCGCACUGCGCCAAACGAUUCAACGAACACAACCAGCUCAAAGUCCACCUGCGGACGCACACGGGCGAGAGGCCGUACACCUGCACCGUAUGCGGCAAGACCUUCACCAACGCCGGCAACCUGCGGAGCCAUCAGAGAGUCCACACCGGAGAGAAGCCGUACGCCUGCGGCCAGUGCGGGAAGAGGUUCAACGGCAUGGGCGACCUGAAGACUCACUACAGGAUCCACACGGGCGAGAAGCCGUACCGCUGCGAGCUGUGCACCAAGACCUUCAGCCAAGCCGGGCACCUGACCAUCCACAAGCGCAUGCACACGGGCGAGCGGCCGUACAGCUGCGGCGAGUGCGGGAAGCGCUUCACGGUGGCCAGCAGCCUCAAACUGCACCAGCUGACGCACACCGGAGAGAAGCUGCACACCUGCGCGCACUGCGACAAGAGCUUCAGCCGGGCCGGACACCUGAAGAGACACGAGCUGGUCCACACCAAAGAGAAGCUGUACUGCUGCUCACACUGUGACAAGAAGUACAGCGAUCAGUCGUCUCUGAAGAAGCACCAGAAACUGCACACGCCGGCCGAGAGCGAAGGCCGCAGAGGUGACCAGUCCGCGUGAAGACCGAGCCUUGAUCAUCAGUUCUUACAAUAAACAUGUUAAAUUUGUCGGGCUACAAUGAUUUUUGACUUAUUAGUAGAUCCUUUGAUGAUGAUAAUAGCAGGAUACUGUAGGAUUAUGUCACUUCUCAUCCCUAACUUGAUUGUGCUAAAGGAAUACCAUGGUACUGGUUGCACACAUACUGUACUGAUGUUUUGAUAUGGUAGAGGAGUCUUCUGUCUGUGAGUGUUCAUUCAUUCAUGUUCAUUAGAAAUCAGUGCUGUCUUCCUGUAUGAACUGGUUUGUUAAAUAUGAAGAAGUUAUAAUGUAAACACUUCUUGGAUAGAAAUGCAAUUUAAUUUAAGAAUAUUGUGUAAUAUCUUUUGUAUGUACAGCAAUGUGUAUUUAAUGUUAAUUUCAACUAUUCUUGAAUGUUAAAGGAUUAGUUCACUCCAAAAUUAAAAUUGACCACAAUGUCA